AUGAGUCGUCUAGUCGGCUUAAGCUUGUUAUUGAUAAGCGUAGGUUUGUACCCGUUGGUUAGGGAUACUUUGAAGUAUGACAAGGAAGGCUCUUUGAGAAACUACCGCGAGGUGUUUGCGUUUUGGAGAAUGGUAAAAGAUAAAGAUGAUUUUGUUAUCCCUUUGUUGCUUGAUCUUUACGACAAAGCUGGCUUGGAACUUCCACCGUGUUUGAUGAGCCUACCAACAGAGCUAAAGCUGAAGAUACUAGAAUCGCUUCCAGCCUCGCAAAGAUGGCUUGCCUUUGUACGGAAAUGCGGUGUUUGGCUUCAGAUAAUGACUUGUGGAAACAGAAAUGCUUGGAAGAAGCUAAGAUUGUUGCUGUGA
Arabis nemorensis is the source of this 366-nucleotide messenger RNA. Lineage: Eukaryota; Viridiplantae; Streptophyta; Magnoliopsida; Brassicales; Brassicaceae. The record is from the annotation of a GenBank genome assembly.